GAAGAGAGACCGAGAGACACAGACUUGAACGUUUUCUGAUAACUGCUAGGUGGAACCGCUAUUUUCACGUUACCAUUGCAGAAACAGAACGCCCUACGUAUAUUUGACAUUAUUCAUAAUAUCUGAGAACAUUAAGUAAUUAUUUCCAACCUAUUCCCUGUAAUCGUUGUCUUCCCCACUAUUUUUGUAUUAUCAAAACAUUCGAAGAAACCAUCACAACAUAUUUGGGCAGAUAGGAUCGUCCAGCUAUCAGAAGGACAAUUGAAUAUCUUCAUAAAUAUUACCAAAGCUCCAAGAGUAUCAACUGGAAGUCAUCACUGAUCAAGUGAAAUUGAUCCUUCCGACAUUAUUUCAUUCACUUGUUUACAAAAUCUUUGAUUUCUGGUGAAAAGAACUAACUCUCAAACGGAAUUUUCUGAACAAAACGAAAACACCAGCACAACAUCUUGUAGAGAUAAUUUUGCUACUAAAUGACGUCAGCACUACAUCUAGAAGAUUUAUUUUGUUUCUUAUCAUAAUCCAAACAUCUAGAAAAUAUAUACUUUUAGACAUUUGAAAAACAACAUCUCUUGAGCAACAUUAAUGAUGUUUAAGAAAACAUACUUAAAGGGUUUAAUUCGUUCUUGAACAAUAACUUUAAUGGUGAAGGGGAAAGAAGGUCUGCUAUUUUAUGAGCACAGUGAAUAUUAAUUGAUGUCAAACCUCGUAUAGAAGUCUCCUGUAUGGAUAACGCAAAACAGUAAGAAGAAAUAGUUUAUUUCCGAUCAACAUUCGCGUUGGUUAAAAAAUACAUUAGAUAUUAAAGUAAUAUUAGGUUUCUAAAAAUAUCAGGUUGCUGAUCAACAUUCGUAUUAGUUAAGUUAAAGUGUUCACAACAGAUAUUUUAUUUAUAGUCACUCGUCGUCUUGGUGAAGUAAAACAUUAGAAAAAGUUUUGUCUUUGCUAAGAUUCUAUUUUUCGAGUAGCUAAUCAUUCAAAAUGAUUUUAGAUUCAUAGUCAAAUUCUAAAAUAGGUAUUUCCAUAGAAGUUCUAAGUUAAUAAUUAUGAUUGAGAUAAUAUUUCUGUAACUCAAAUAUAUAAACUUAAAUUCAUGUGCAUAAUGCACCAAAAACGUUGUAAAAUUUAACUGUAGUUUUAAAAUUUGAAGAAUAAGCGAUCCAGUCUACCUUUGGUAAAAAUAAUAUCAAUAACAACAAAGGGUUUUUUAAAAAAUACGAAUAUAAAAACAAAGAAAAUGAAGUCUAUAUUUUUGACAAACAACAUAAGUGAUUUAAUAGGAAAUAUUUCCUUAGAAAAUCAAACUUGUGAAGAUUUGUCCCUAAAUUCAACUGGUGAUAACUUAACCAUCACAGAUGAAUACAGUAUUUUGGAAGACUUUACAAACACGCCUGCUAUGCGGGCCUUUUUUUCGUGCUUGUAUAUAAUAAUUUUUGUGCUCGGAAUAUGUGGUAACGUGUUGGUGUGUUACGUAGUUUUCCGUAACAAAUCAAUGCAAACUGUUACCAACUACUUCAUAACCAACCUGGCUUUAUCUGACAUUUUACUAUGUACCUUUGCUGUACCAUUUCCUCCUCUAUAUAUCUUUCUUCGGAAGUGGGUAUUUGGCCGUGUUUUGUGUCAUCUUGUGCCAUAUGCUCAAGGUGUCAGCGUCUAUAUCUCGGCCUUUACCCUCAUGUCCAUUGCUAUUGACCGCUUCUUCGUCAUAAUUUAUCCAUUCAAACAGCGGUUGAAGAUAAGCUGCUGUAUCAUGCUAAUUAUUCUCAUCUGGACUAUGGCUUGUCUACUGACCUUACCAUACGGAAUCUUAAUGAAACUGUUUAAAGAUAACGACAUAUUUUACUGUGAUGAAGGCUGGCCUCAAGAAGCCAGUCGCCGGGUCUUCGGGCUGUGCACUUCAGUGCUGCAGUUUGUUGUCCCGUUCAUCAUCAUCAGUGUCUGCUAUAUUACAGUCUGUGUCAAGCUGAGGCGUCGUGCCCGAUCCAAGCCGGGAGCCAAGUCAGUAAAGAAGGAAGAACAGGAGCGAGAACGGACCAGAAGAACUAAUCGAAUGUUGAUAGCCAUGGUGAUUGUAUUUGGAGCAUCUUGGCUGCCCCUGAACAUCUUCAAUCUGGUGGGAGAUUUCUAUAUUCCUGCCAUGAAUUGGGAGUAUAUGAACACUUUUUACUUUCUGUGUCACGCUGCCGCAAUGAGUUCCACGUGCUACAAUCCUUUCUUAUACGCGUGGUUGAACGAAAAUUUCAGGAAGGAAUUCAAGACAGUACUGCCGUGCUUCAUCCUGCAAUCAGCUGCCACAGGAAUGAUCAACAGCGGCAAACACGAGAGGAAUUGUAACGGCCACGAGAAUCUGCGAGAGAGCCUGCUACCACAAGCAGCAAACCAGAGGAACAAUAAAGCUCCUCAAGACACUGUGCCCUCAGCUAAAUGGGUUAUAGAGACAGAUACAGUUUGCCUACAAGUUGGAAACAAUCAACCGUACGUUGUCUAACUUUACAGAAGUUCAUUUAAAACUGGACAUAUGGAGGUAUAUGAACAGCUUAUCUGUAUGAAAUAAGUCCUUUAUAUGAUAACAUAUGCCAAGUUCUCAAACGAAAUCUUAUGAUAUGGUUCUUUUUGUGGGCGUCUUAUUAAAUUCAAAACAAUUAAAUUUGUAAAGAUUUUCUGUAACCUUUGACGAGAAACAAUUCAUAUAAUUAAUUGGAACCUAUUAGCUUAUUUCUCACACACAUUUACCUGUGUUGUGUUUUACACAUAAAACAUUUUUUUUAGUCUUUGAUAACAAGUAAUUACCCUGCAAUUUAUCUAAUAUCAUUCUUUAAGAUUGUAUAAAUAAAUACAAAAUUAGCAAUUGUUAAAUAUUUACCUGUACAGGCAGUUAAUUGUAAAAGCAUUCUAAGGUAGUCGACAUAAUUUCAGAAACCUACAACACAAAAUACAUGCAAAGUAUUCACUAAAUGUAUCAUUGCUUAAAACGACUUCAUGGUCGUUCGUAACCAUUCCAGUUUUAAAAUAGAUCUCGAUAUAUGUCCUUAGAGUUUUCAAAGUUUAUUAAAGUCCUAUAUUUUGCGAGGAGGUCAGCUAAGAUAAUAUAAAACAACAUGACAGGGUUUUUGUACCACAUUUUUACAAAGUGGAAAGUUCACUCUUCUUGGCACUCUAAGAUUUUAUUUCCUGUUCUAAUCCUAAUAACCAACAGUUAGGUUUUAGUCAUAUAACGAAGUCACUCUCAUCAAGCCUUGUUAAACAAUAGGAAAACAAACGGCCAAUGAUCAAGACAUAAACUUACAUAGAAAAAAAGAACAUCAUAAACUAUAGAAUCGUUGAUACAUGUGUCGAAAAGCUGUUAGAAUAAACAUUUUAUUGAGCCCGACCGGUUACAUAAUUUUGAAAACCACAACUUUCUUCGUACAUACCUUAGGAGCUUUCUGUACAUAGAUAUUUUAAAACAAUAUUUUACUCGGUAUAAUGAGCAAUUAUAAAUGUGUUGAAAAGUGUGAGCUAAAAGGCACUACCCUAGUGGUUGUUGCGAUUAACAUGAAUCAGAACUUGUACGACUUUCAUGCACAGUGAACGCUAAGUCAAGUGAUCCCAGUGUUGACAUAUAUACGAGAAAACUAAAACAUAGUUAAUCUAGAUAUUCAUAAUUCACCUGUGAAGACGCCUAAUCAUUGGGAUGUUAAACAACCACAAGGAAAGACAUCUAAAUGAUAUAGACGAAGGACAACUGCAGACAAACGUGUGUGGAUUGACUCUUAUGACUGAUCAAAUUGCUGCUAUAUUCAAGUGAGAGAAUCCCCAGCACAUCAUAUUUAGUAAUCUUAUAUUAUAAAAGCCUAAUCUGAUCAGAUUUUUUUCAGAUUCAUGUGCAGCUGCUUACAAUGUUUGUUGCAAUAUUUUACAAGUGAAUCAGAGGUUUGACAUAUUAUCAUAUGAAAAAUACUGAUAUAUUCUCAUCUAAGGACAGCUAAUUGGUCAGGAUGUUAACAUGUUGUUUUAUAAGGAAAUAUAGUUGAUGAAGUUGCAUCAACUAACAAGCAGGAGGAAAUGUAUCUAAUAAGUAUGUUGAUAAAGUAUCAUGUAAGGAUAGCUAACUGAUGAAGAUAUUUCUUUCUGAUUGAUGUUGAUGAAGAUAUUACUCAAUUAUUAAGUGGAGAAACUUAGAUUUUCCGAUUGCCUUAACACUCCUUAUUGAAUAAAAUAAGGAAUAGAAGUAAAAAAGUUUGUUGACAAAUUAAGUAGAAGGAGGCUUAGCUGGGCAUUUCCACAUAUAAGUGAGAUAAACGAGUGUGGCCUGUUACCAAAAACGUCGAGUCAAUGAAACGUGAUGAUUUCGAUUAAUUUGAUUAAAAAUGGGACAAAAUCAAUAACAAAGUACAAUAUUGUGUGAAGGCUAAUGCAGCACUUAUGCUAAUCAAAGACACAUCCACUUGUAAAUAUAUGAAGAAGAUCGAGACUCUUUGAACUUUAAUGAGUAAGAACUGAAGGAAAACUUAACAACUUAUCAAGUUAAUAAAUAAGUGCAGACCUAUUUUCUUUCUCCUUUAACCAGAAAUGUUCGCAUACUUGCAUCGUGUGACGGAACACAGGGUCUUCUACGAUGAUCAAAAGAGGUUUGUCGUAACAAUCUCUGUUAGUUUGUACAUUAAGUGUUUGUUAAACAGUGAUAUUGUUCAUGUAGUUUUAUUUUUAUUGUAGUAAAUUAUGUGAAUUCAGAUAUUAAUGUAGAAGUGAAAAAACGAAGAUAAUUAUUAUAAUAUGUAACAUGAAUUUGUGUAUGUGAGAAAAAAUGUGAAUUAUGCUAUUUUCGUUAAAGAAAAAUUCUAUGACACAAAAGUACGUGAUAUUUUCUCACUAGCAGGCUGAAAUAAGGAACCUUGUAGAACCACGAAUAGUUUUACUAAUCCCGAUAAGAAAUAACAAAACGAAAUCUUACACACAAAAAUGUUAUUUUCGACAUAAAACAGUAAACUCCAAAGUAUAAAUUCGUCAUAGUUUUGCAGCUAUUUUGGCUACCCCGAAUAUAGUUAAUUUUACUGAUAGAAAAUAGAGAACAAAUAUGUUCAACUUUGAAUGUCUACUUUUAAGAUUUCUGACAUAUGUAAGCUAUAAAAUAAUUGCCAUUGUUAUAUAUAUAUAUAUAUAUAUAUUUACAGGCUUUUUAGAAUUUAAAUAUUGAAAUGUUAAAGCCUGAAAUCGGCCUGCUGGGGAGACAGUUUGGGGCUACAUGUACUUUUGUGGAUAGAAUCACUUUUUAAUUUAUUAGUUAGCCUAUUUAGUCAGAGUUGGAACUUUUACCUCUGCAAAAGUAGAGUAGUGUACUACUGGGUAGUAUCUUUGGGAACAUAAUUAGCAAUUUGAUGGCUACUAAGAACUAGCCUCGCAUUUCUUUAUAUAGUUCCCAUAAAAUUACGUGUUUUAAUGUCAUGAUAAGAUACCAAGUAUCCAAUCAAAAUAUUGGACUUCUGUUAACUGUAGAGAGAUGGAAAUUCUCAAUACCUUUAUCGACAACUCCAAAGUUGUUUGAUAAAGUGUUUCUGUCUGUAUGUUACUUCUUAUACAUUAUUGAUAUCCUUACCAGUAAACCCAAAGUAUCGGUAAAGUGUUUCUGUCUGUAUGUUACUUCUUAUACAUUAUUGAUAUCCUUACCAGUAAACCCAAAGUAUCGGUAAAGUGUUUCUGUCUGUAUGUUACUUCUUAUACAUACUUGGCAUCCUUACCAGUAAAUCCAAAGUAUCGGUAAAGUGUUUCGUCUGUAUGUUACUUCUUAUACAUACUUGAUAUCCUUACCAGUAAAUACAAAGUAUCGGUAAAGUGUUUCAUCUAUAUGUUACUUCUUAUACAUACUUGAUAUCCUUACCAGUAAAUACAAAGUAUCGGUAAAGUGCAGUAACUUCUAUGUUAUCUGUCUAUUAGUAACAGUUAUUGUUAUCGUUAAGAAAAUUCCAAAGUAUCUAUGAUUAUUUUUUGCCUGAAUUCUAACUUCUCAUUAAUAGAAGCUCUUAAUAAAUCUACCAACAAAUAAAAAAUCUGAAAACUUCGAAAAGUUAUCUAAUUUCUUAACAAUAAAUCAAAUCGCUUGUUGGAGGUUAUUUUUAUGCUAUCUGAUGAUCAAACGAGAUUAUUGAAGUUAAUGCUGAUUGUAUGCCGUUCAAAAUUGGAUAGGCAUUAUUGUUAUCAUUAAUGAGAGCUAUAAAGUCUCAUUGAGAAUAUUCUUUGUUUGUACACUCCUGAAAAGCUGCUAGACUUUACUGCUGCUGUUACUGACCAAUCUAAACUCCAGAGGAGGACAUUUUGCUUAUAUGCUAUUUAAAAAUCCUACAGGAUCUUGCUAGUAUGAAAAGUAAAUCCAAUAAUUCUGUAAUUACCUAAAGAUCAGGAAAAAUCUAAUUGGAUAUUAUUGUCACUCUCAAUGACAAACGUCUAGGUUCUGCUAUGAUAUUUGCUUGUUUGUAUGCUGGCUGAAAAUUGCUACGUUGCUAGAGGUGCUAGCUAAUCUGCUUGCUAAGUGCAAUUUGUGUUGAGACUGCUAUGUUUAUUUGUUAGCUGAAAAUUUAUAUAGACUCUUCGAUAUUUAACUUCUAUGUGUAUCUUAUAUAUAUAUAUAUAUAGCAUUCAUUUCAGAUGUUAAAUGCUAUGUACAAAACAAUAACAAUAUGAUAUUUCCGAUCAUUCAACGUAAAAUAAUUACAGUAUAUACAAUAUACAUUUUUUUUCUAACAUUAUUUUGAUUUCUAUAAAAUUUUAUCUUAAAAACAAUGUAAAUUUGAUACUUCUGAAAUACAAAAACUAGUGAAUCGAGUUUAAACUUUAAAGCUAAGAAACCGAAUGAAGCGAUUAUAACCCUCAGUAUGACAUUUAUUUCGAAGAGAAAAUAGUUAUGUUUUUUGUAACCAAAUUUAACAGUUCAAUCAAAUAAAGA
Molecule: messenger RNA, 6916 nt
Organism: Limulus polyphemus (Atlantic horseshoe crab)
Lineage: Eukaryota; Metazoa; Arthropoda; Merostomata; Xiphosura; Limulidae
Product: prolactin-releasing peptide receptor-like
Exons: 2
Coding region: 1235-2485 (416 amino acids)
Biological process (GO): G protein-coupled receptor signaling pathway
Cellular component (GO): plasma membrane; neuron projection
Molecular function (GO): neuropeptide binding; neuropeptide Y receptor activity
Source: RefSeq, a predicted model, not a curated record